AUGACAGAGCUCAAUUAUCACCCCAAACCAGACGAGGAGCCUCUGGAAAGACCUACCACGUCUCAGACUUUGACUGAAGCCCAACCCGCAAUACUCGACAACUAUCGACCAAGCAGACCCGGCAUCACGCCAAGGUCUGGGCUUCAAGCUCUCGCGACGGGCUUUUGGGACUCGAGGCACUUCAAUGUCUACAUAACCGGCAGCGCGUUUACGAUCCUUGGCGAUGCCGACACAAUCAUUCAGACAAUAUACGAUGACGAUCCAAGCCAUCUGCAGGCCGCAGCCUUCGAUGAAUCCUCGGGCAAGAUUGCGACUUGCACCGAAUCCGUCAUUAGAGUCUAUAGACCUUUUGGCCAGUCCGAAAAUGCGCUAAAGUCUUCGCCCUCGGGUUCCAUCUCCCAUUCCGUCACCCCUUCCGCACCUGUCGCCUGUACUGCCUUGCGAGCAAACGCUGACGACACUCCCGCGUAUCAGUGGGGUCUACAAUCAUCGUGCCCAAUUCAUGACUACCAACAUGCCACCAAGGGGAUCUCUCUAAGCUGGGGCGGCAACGAGGAACUCCUGGUUGCCCAUUCCGCCUUAUACUUGUACUCAACCGCCGACGAGCCGGAACUGUUAUGGACUAAACACCUUCCGAAUUCUGUGAAACUAGCAGAGAUAUCAUACGAUUCGGCAUACAUAGCAUGCGUAGGCGCGCAUGAUUGUCUCGUCAAAGUCUGGCGCCGCUUGACAUAUGGUGCUGAAGAUGUGCGCUUCGACCUGACCUACCUACGCCACCCAGACCUAGUCACGAGCCUACGUUGGCGAAAACCGCUACAUACCGAUCAAACUGUAGAGAACGUUCUCUUCACAACAUGCGCCGAUAAUGUUGUCCGAGUAUGGACUGGCACUGAUACGCAUGCCCUUCGACACAUGAACCUUUGGGGGUCCGUCGACUUGGCUUCGUCCUUUCGAGACCUUGGACUUGGUUCCGCAUACCCUACAGCGCCGCUGGUCACUUUCGUUAUCGAUGGAAGAGAGGUGUCUGCUGCUACAGAGCUGGCCGUUCAGCGGUGUUCCGUGAAGGAUAUACCGCGCGAUGCUGCUCUCGAACGCCUCAUUUCUCUGGCCAAUAACAGCGCUGAGCUAUGUGUUGCCUCUGACGCUAUUGGAAAUAUGAUGGUAUUUGCUUUUGAGGACGUGGGCUCCAAGGCGAGAAAGUCCCACGAUGCCAUCAGAGUGACAGGCUUCAAGUCACACACUCUUGAUUUUAGGUCUGACCAGUACGUCAGCAUACAAAGCUAUUGCGACCGAGCCACUGGGCGACUACAUGUGCUUAUUCAUGACUUUGACGGCCAGAUCCAAGUAUACGACGCCGACUUAGCAGAGUUUCUAAGCGGAAGGAACAAGUCGAGCCGUCUUGCUCGGCGCUGUAUCUGGGCCGGCCAUUCAUCGCCUAUCCAAAAAAUGGUUCGCAAUUUCAGCGGUCGCGCUGUUGUUUCUAGAACCGAGGAAGGCGAAAGCAUUGUCUGGACGCAUUCCGAAACCAGUCAGACCAGCUUGUCGCGCCAGAGUGUCAUCCAGGGAAACGCUCAUAUUCAUCGGAUAUGUGUUUUGCGCAAAGGCCGUUUUGUCAUAUUCCUAGAGCACGGGAAAAUAUCGCUAUGGGACUGCCGGCAUCAGAAAGCCAUAUUGCUCGCGAGUCAGUCGUACGACAUCUCAGGAAAGCCCUUGUGCUUAUUGAUUUUGCCUCGACAUCGAGUUGAGGAGUAUGCCGUUGCUCACAUUGCAACUGUCACAUCCGAAGAGGAAGGGCUUGUUUGGGAAGUUAAGUUACCUCGAUACUCCAGUCAAGGUGCCAAUGCAUAUGCCAAUGGCCAAGAGGAGACUUCGAUCAGCGAGUUUUGCAGAUUCAAACUGAAAGACGCCGAGGGGAUCGCCUAUAUGCUCCCUGUCGACCCAGCAGGAUCUUCGCCCGCCACAUCUGGCUUUCUCGAUGUAUUUGCCAGAGACAUUGCAGUGUCGUACACUCACGCAGGACGGGUAGACUUUUGGACAGCGAGAGUCGGCAAUACGGGGAAAAGCGUCGGAUGGCUCUCAACCUCCUCAGCAGAGACGGGCCUUGUUGAACCGGCUCUCGUCAGUGGCAGUACUCUGAAGAAGGCUGCAAUCGUGGAUUCCGCAAGAUCUCAGCUGUUUAUUUGGGACAUCGGUGGUGCUCGACUUGAGUUUACACGGGACUAUGGAAGACACAAUACGAUACAAGACCUCGACUGGACUUCGACGCCUGAUUCACAAUCUAUCCUCGCCGUUGGCUUCCAGGCGAAAGUAGUUCUGCUCAGCCAGAUGCGGUUUGACUACUUGAAUAAGGGACCGGCCUGGGCCGCAGUCCGGGAGAUCAGCAUUCGCGAAUUCACUCCUCACCCAAUAGGAGAUUCAACCUGGCUAGGCGAUGGACAUCUCGUCAUCGGGUCAGGUAAUCAGAUGUUCGUUCACGGGAGGGAGUACGACCUCUCCGGCUCCUUGAUCAACAGCCUGCAACUACCGCACAGGAAGAACGGCGUCUGGGACCUUUUUGACGCUGUUCAGAGGUUUAAUGGCCCUCUGCCGGUUUUCCACCCUCAGUUCCUGAGCCAAUGUAUCCUUGCAGGGAAGAGCACUAUAGUCCGAACGAUUCUGAUGUCACUGCACAAGACUCUCAAGUUCCUCAUUGCAGGUGAGACUAUCGAUGACUACCUGGGACUCGAACCAGCGGUUUUUUACUCACCCGGGGCCUCACCGACGCAAGCAUCAGAGCCCCAAGUAGGGUCUCACUUCAGCCUACAAGUAUCUGCUGACGAAACAGACGACUCAGAAGAGCCUUUCAGCGAAGACACCGCACUUGCCAUCAAUGGUCGUCUUACCGAAGUUGGCCUCCAACAGCUAUCGGGUCAUGAGCAAAUACAGCUGGCUGAUAUCGUUGAAUGCGUGGGGAUCGUCGAGAAACAGCGCAGAUCCCUAGACGAGAAUGGUGCGCGUUUUAUGCUCUUUUUCCGCCAACAUGGGCUUCGCAAGGGCCGGACAAGUGAGAUUCAGAUGUCCUGGCGAGAGAUCAACUGGGCCUACCACUCGACCAGCCAGGAUAUCCUCACUGAUUUCGUCUCCAAACAAUGCCACGGUGCACUACGCUGGGCGGAUGCGCGGGAGAGCGGCAUGUUUAUGUGGCUCACCGAUCGGAACGCCUUGCUUGCUCAAUUUGAGGUUGUUGCAAGGAACGAAUACACCAAGAGCGAGAUGAAAAAUCCGGUCGACUGUAGCAUCUAUUACCUGGCUCUCAAGAAAAAGACAGUCCUCCAGGGACUGUGGCGAAUGGCUCACUGGAAUAGAGAGCAGGGGGCAACGCAGAAGUUGCUGUCUAACAACUUUGAAGACCCGAAAUGGAGGACAACGGCGCUGAAAAAUGCUUACGCGCUGCUAAGCAAGCGACGCUUUGAGUAUGCCGCAGCAUUUUUCUUACUUGCAGACCACCUGCAAGAUGCUGUCAAUGUCUGUUUGAAUCAACUUAAGGACCUUCAGCUCGCAGUAGCUAUCGCGCGUGUCUACGAGGGAGACCGAGGUCUAGUGUUGAAAAGGCUCCUAGAAGAAGAGGUACUAGCUGUGGCUGCCAAGGAGGGCAACCGCUGGCUCGCAUCCUGGGCCUUCUGGAUGCUGAAUCGUAAGGAUAUGGCGGUCCGGGCCCUGAUUUCACCGGUUUACACCCUGGUCGAGACGCCGUGCUCUCCAAACAUGCAGUCGAAAUUGUUCCUCACGGACGAUCCGGCGUUGGUCGUACUGUACUCACAGCUGCGGCAGAAAACACUCCAGACCCUUCGCGGAGCCUCAAAGGUUACACCGCGCGUCGAAUGGGAGUUCGUCCUCCAUAGUGCCAAGCUUUACGACCGCAUGGGUUGCGACCUUCUCGGCCUAGACUUAGUACGCAACUGGGAGUUUCUGAGACCAGCCCCGCCUAUUACGAAUGGAUUGGGCGGUGAGGUCAACUCGCUGAAGCUACUGCGCCGACGCAGCUCGCUCGUAGUUGCAGAUCUGCCCGUGUCAAAGCUUCAUUCCGAGAUGAUAUCAAGCGGACAGGGAAGACAGUCAACUCCAACGGUUUUUCAGGAACCGGACUCAAGCUCGCUGCUUGAUAAUUGGGGAUCAGAACUCAGCGACGGCCACAUGAGUAGAGGGGCUUGUCGCUUACUAAGCAGAGUCACUAUUUCUCCAGUCCCGUCUGAGCACGUCAUCCGCAAUUGUACCUUAGGUACUCCGUACAAAGGCGAGUCGCGCAGCCCCCGAUCCAAUGUUCAUUGGAACAUUGUCAUUACGCAGUACGGUGAGGGGAACGUCGCCUUUUAUUUCCCUCUCAACUUUUGUUUGAGCGAAAGGAAGCUGGAACAACAAACCAACGCCACCUCAACUCACCCUCGCCCUGCAGCUCUAGUUCUCCACAGGCACUCUCAUGCACACGUCCGCUGGACGAGUAACGACAUAAAUGCCAGGUUGACCAGCACGCCCUUGACGCGUACAUCAGAGUGUACGGCAUCGAUCAUGGCGCCUGAUCGGGGAUACCGCGACGAUGCCGAUGGCGACGUUCACAAUACUGUCAGCAGCAGUAGCCACACCCCAGUUCCUUAUGCCUCUCACCCUGAGAAUGCUCCCGAGCGAAGGCCCGUCAUCCACGGCCGCAGCUUCACAUUUCGUGGUGUUGCAGUUGGCCUGCUGGUCGGCUUGGUCAUUUGCUUCUCCAAUAUGUAUUUUGGAUUGCAGACGGGUUGGGUGAGCACCAUGACUAUGCCGGCUAGUCUGAUGGGUUUCGGCAUAUUCAAGGUCCUGUCUAGGCACCUGCGAUUCCCAUUCAGUCCUGUCGAGAAUGUCCUCGUGCAGACUGUGGCUGGAAGCAUGGCCAUUAUGCCACUUGGCUGCGGAUUUGUCGGUGUAAUUCCCGCCAUGAACUAUCUCUUGGCUCCUGAGGAACAGGGGCCUCUCAACAUCUCCCUGUGGAAGUUGAUCAUAUGGUCUCUUGGCCUCUGUUACUUUGGUGUUGUCUUUGCUGUCCCACUUCGCCGACAAGUUAUCAUCCGAGAAAGGCUCCGUUUCCCUAGCGGGUUCAGUACUGCCGUUCUCAUCGGGGUCCUUCAUGGUCAGACGCGGAAGGCCGGCCCAGACGCCGUAUCAGGGGGCUUCGCGAGUCUCGUACCGGAUCAUGACUCGAAGCCGGAUUUGACACUGGAGUCUGACCGUAGCCACAACGUUACAGAUCCCGAAAAUGCUCCUGAGAGCCUCGAGAGUCGCUCUCAGGACGAUUGGGCCCGAAAUGUGAGACUACUUCUCAUAUGCUUUGGAAUAUCGGGCUUGUACACUUUGUCUUCCUACUUUUUGCCCGCAAUGCGAAGUAUCCCUAUAUUUGGCACCGGUGCCGCAGGCACUUGGCUUUGGACACUGAACCCAAGCCCGGCCUAUAUUGGCCAGGGCAUUAUCAUGGGUCCUGAGACGACUUUGCACAUGCUGCUGGGAGCCGCGAUAGGAUGGGGGUUUCUCUCUCCGCUAGCCAAGUAUCGGGGAUGGGCACCCGGUUCCAUCGACGACUGGGAGACAGGCAGCAAGGGCUGGAUAGUGUGGAUCUCCCUGGCAAUUAUGCUAGCGGAUGCCAUUGUCAGCCUCAGUUACAUUGCUUUCCGGCCCUUGGCCCAGCACGUCGCCAAUGAAGGUGUGAAAGGUAUGUGGCAGCAAAGUGUGCUAGGUUGGCAGAAGCACUUUGGGGCCAGCCGACAUUCCGCCCCAACGUAUACUGCUCUGAACACCGAUGAGGAUGGAGAGGCGACGAGUACCUCCCGGCUUCUGUCUGAUGAGGCGCAACCCUCUAUGGUCCGCCGUCGGUUUUCGACGUCGAGUGCCAGCAAUGGUCGCGCCGACGAAGCAGACGCACCAGAAGACCAACAAAUCGACAACAAGCUUGUUGCCGUGGGACUGGUCUUAUCCAUACUGCUCUGCAUCACCACUAUACACAUUGUCUUCGGCGACCUGGUUCCCCUCUACGCCACGAUCGUUGCUGUUCUAAUGGCUCUACUGCUCAGCAUCAUGGGUGUCCGAGCACUCGGUGAGACGGAUUUGAACCCCGUAUCCGGCAUCAGCAAGCUUGCGCAAUUGUUCUUCGCACUCAUUAUUCCCCAGUCACACAAGUCCAGUGUGCUUAUCAACUUAGUUGCGGGUGCAGUGUCCGAGGCCGGGGCUCUUCAAGCGGGUGAUUUGAUGCAGGAUCUCAAGACAGGCCACCUCUUAGGAGCCGCGCCUCGAGCCCAGUUCUGGGGCCAAGUGAUUGGAGCAACAGCAGGCGCUGUGGUCAGUGCCUUCGUGUACCAGCUCUACACGGCAGUCUAUACGAUCCCGGGAGAUCUCUUCCAGGUCCCAACGGGAUACGUAUGGAUCUUCACAGCCAGGCUAGUGACGGGCAAAGGCUUGCCGCCCAUGGCUCGUGAGUGGGCAAUGGGCUUCGGUAUCAUAUUUGCCUUGACGACAAUUGUGAGGACCAUGGUAACUGGCAAGCCUUGGCGUUCCCUUGUGCCGGGAGGCAUUGCCGUGGCGGUUGGAAUGUAUAACGUCCCAUCAUUCACCCUGGCCCGCACAGUUGGCGGCCUUUUGAGCUGGUACUGGGUCUCCAGACGAGGCGAGUCGAGCACGCCAUUGAUUGUGCUGGCAUCAGGCUUUAUACUCGGUGAAGGAUUUCUCAGCAUCGUCAACCUCAUUUUGCAAAGCAUUGGAAUAGAGGAGGCCGAGCGAGAGACUGGGGCAUUGAAGGAAGUCCUGGAUAACAGCAGAGAAUGGCACGAGCAACAUUUUCCAUAUCGAGGUGGUCGUCAUGGCAAGUAG
Messenger RNA from Colletotrichum lupini, 6864 nucleotides. Its product is annotated as WD repeat domain-containing protein. Gene Ontology annotation, biological process: vacuolar acidification. Lineage: Eukaryota; Fungi; Ascomycota; Sordariomycetes; Glomerellales; Glomerellaceae. The record is from RefSeq and is a predicted model, not a curated record. Gene Ontology annotation, molecular function: protein binding; oligopeptide transmembrane transporter activity. The transcript is spliced from 22 exons. Gene Ontology annotation, cellular component: RAVE complex. Bases 1 to 6864 code for a protein of 2287 amino acids.